UUCACCCCCUACGAAUCCAAACAAGCCCUUAGUCUCAUCUCUAUCUCAUCUGGACUAGGGUUUUGGGCUGAUUCAUUCGAUCAUCAAUGGCUCCCUCUUCUCCUUCUGACGAUGACGUCGUCGUUCUCGAGCUCACAGAUCCUUGUGCGGUUGAUGACCAAUCGUCACGGGACGAGAUCUCGAUCUCAACCUCAGAUAUCCACAGCUGGAACCUAGAUUUGAUUCUUUGUUCCAGAAUCGUUAAAGUGCACGCCAAUCGAAGCAGGCUAGUUGAAGAGUCUUGCUAUUUUCGCGGACUGCUCAGUGGGAGCUUCAGUGAAUCAAGUCUUCAUCAAGUCUCAGUUCAAUGGAACACUGAAGGAGUUCUCAGCGUGCUUCGGUAUAUCCAUGGUCAUUCAUUAAAUGUGAUGCCAGAUAACUUUCUUCUCCUUUUGGAGGCUGCAUUGUACUUUGGAGUGGAUAAUCUCUAUUUGGAGUGUGAGACUUGGUUCCGUCAUAUUACUUCAGUAAAAGAUCUUCAUAUUCAACAGAUGCCUCUGGAAAUGGUACUUGAGAUUUGGAAGUUUGGCAGGGAACAUGGAAUCAAGUUUGUUCAAGAACUAUGUGAAAGCUAUCUAUCCCAACACUUUGCAUGGGCGUCAUCAUGUAGUUCUUUUGGUGACAUUCCGUAUGAUUUAUUGCUUUCCUGCUUAGAGCACCCUUGGUUAACCGUGGAAUGUGAGAAACAACUCUGUGAAGCGCUUGAAACUUGGCUUGCUAAUAACAAUAAAUCUUUGGAUGGCUUACCUAGCAACUCCAGCAUUGACAAAUUCGAUAUUCUUAAGAAGGUAAAAGUUUCUCUUUUGCCUUUGGAAUAUGCUGCAGGGUUAAGGAGACGCCUCUUGCAGUUUGCGGAUGAGGUUAUUUGCUCUAUACUUAAUCUAUUAAAGGACUCUUCCUACAGCUUGAUGCACGCAGUAACCCGUGGCGACACUGAAAAAUACAGAAUUCGACUGACCCAAUAUUCCGAGAAGAUAGUACUUUCUGGUUGCACCCAUCUGACAGCGCCCUUUCUGUUUCUGGCGGUACUACCUCAUGGUUUGGAUGUUAUGCAGAAGGCAAGAAUUAUUCGUGCAUUGGUUGAGCUUGACGGUCAUAGAGGAGAUUAUUACAGAAUCUUGGAGAAGUCACCUAACAUUCUUUGUUUUGGACAUGUAAAUGAGGUGAAUAUUUCCAUGUGUCUCAAGAUGAAUUUUGGUGCUGCCAUUGCAUGGUUACACAUGGCUUUCCCCUCGUUAAAAAUUUUGAAGGCAUCUCAUUGUCUGCAUUUCACAAUGGAAGAUCUCUUUUAUUUGAUUAGGAAAUGUCUUCUUAUGAAUGAAGUCGAUUUGACUGUUGAUGUUAGUCCUGUCACACCCACAAUAUCAGUUUUAUCAGCUACUGUUGAAGGAUCUCAAUUUUUUGAUGGCAAACCACGUAAAAAUUCAGAAAAGGUAAUACCUCUAUCAAAUAUUGGAAAGUACUCACUGGGGAAGCCAGUUGUGGCAAACAUCUCGAAGCUGACGUUGGAAGGUAGAAAUGAUAUCACUGAUUCCGACCUGCUGUGUAUUUCAAUUCUCUCUGAUUCCUUAGAUUAUCUCAACAUUAAAGGAUGCACUAUGGUGACUGACAUGGGCAUAUCCAACCUUAUAUGCAAAUGCCGCAAGGUUCAUUCAUUGGUUUUGUCAUACACAUCAUUUGGCAGAAUAUCGAUUCUCACACUUUGUUCAAGUAAUACUUCUUCAGAUGGCUCUCAUGGUGUUUAUCACUGUCACAAGCAUUCAGACAUGAUGGCGUUUGGGCUCCAACAACUGCAUCUAGAUAGCUGUAAAGGUGUUGACCAAACUUCAAUGGCACAGCUUAUGAGCCACACAUACAUGUUGAAGAUUCUCAGUUUAAAGGACACUUGUCUCAUUGAUGAUGCUCUUUAUGAGUUUAUGGGUUCUUCUUUGGAGAGCCUUGAUGUUUCUGAAACCAUGGUUUCCUCACAAGCUCUGACUCAUAUUAUUAAAAUGAACCCACGUAUGAGGUGUUUGAAAGCAACAUGCUGUAGGAACUUGUAUCAAUUCAAAGACAAGAGCAUGCCAGAUAUUAGUAGUUCUACCAGUGAAGAUCUCUUCCGUGAAUUAGGCAAGACAUGCAUCCUUGAAGAAGUUGCAUUGGGCUGGGGAUUUUCUUCUUUUCAACUAGAAAUGCUAAAACCUUCCAUUAGCAAACUAAGAGCCAUUACAUUAGGCCUUGGUGCAUCACUAGACAACCAGACGCUCUCUGUAAUACCAGAAGUUUGUCCUCAGUUGGAAUCAGUAAUUCUUAAUUUUCAGGUAAUUUCUGACAAUGUUGUAAGAAAAAUUCUGCAAUCUUUGAAACAACUGCAAAUGCUCUGGUUGUGUUGCUGCCUUGGUGACUUGACUUCAUUUAGCUUGCGGAUAAGCAAUGUCAAUAUAAAAACAUUAAAACUAGAGUGGGUAACUCCAUGGAUGACAAAUACCGACUUGGUAGUUUUGACUGAAAACUGCCCGAGUUUAGUUGAGCUUUCAUUGUCAGGGUGUAAACUUCUUGAUUCAAGUACUCAAGAAAUCAUUUCAUCUGGUUGGCCAGGAUUGACGUUAAUCCACUUCGAGAGCUGUGGGAAGGUGACUGCACAUGGAGUUUCUUCUCUUUUCAACUGCAAAGCUGUAGAAGAUCUUUUAUUACGCCAUAAUGGACGAGGUAUUGGAAGGAAUGUCAUAUAUGAUGCUGCAUCGAAGUUACCUUUGCUCCGUAAGCUAGCCCUGGAUCUGUGUGAUGCUUGUGAUGGCGGGUUUGAUGGCCCCAACCUUACUGAGCGACUCUACAUGCGAAACAUAAGAAUAAGUCGCUGUAUGUCGCACAAGUGUGGGCUUGAGCUCCAGUCAGCAGAGGCCUUCAAGCCAGUGCACAAAGAGACCAUAGUCAUGGAGUGGACCUCCGCGGAGCUGCGCACAAUAAUAGUCAAGGAAAGAAUAUAGUGUGGAAGCAAAUGGUGGGUAGUAUUUAGCAGCAUCCAAACUUUGUAGCAUUCAAGCUUUGUAAAAUUAUUGUACUAGAUUGAAUGUAAUUGUAGAUGCUACUUCUUUAUCAUUACAAAAGCAAAAAAUAGACUGGUGAGUGAUGGGGCCAGGUGGUUUUGUGUUCAGAAUGUCAUGACAGCACGUGAUGCAUAAGAUUUUGUGGUCGACGCUUAUUUUUUAAUAACUUUUCUGAUGAUUUUUGACAA
This is a messenger RNA of Asparagus officinalis (garden asparagus), 3253 nucleotides long. RefSeq names its product BTB/POZ domain-containing protein FBL11. Gene Ontology annotation, molecular function: protein binding. Gene Ontology annotation, cellular component: SCF ubiquitin ligase complex. The record is from RefSeq and is a predicted model, not a curated record. The coding region runs from base 87 to 3005 and encodes 972 amino acids. The transcript has 20 exons. Gene Ontology annotation, biological process: SCF-dependent proteasomal ubiquitin-dependent protein catabolic process. NCBI's taxonomy places the organism in Eukaryota, Viridiplantae, Streptophyta, Magnoliopsida, Asparagales, Asparagaceae.